AUGGACAAGGGUUCAAAUGCAGCCAAUGACAGCAACGCCCGCGACGUUGACGACUUCACCGCGCUCGAAUUCCAGUAUCUGACUUCCCAAUUAACAAAUCCAUCCAAUCUCGACAUCUCCGGAAUUGGCCAAGGAGACUCCUUUCUUCAAGAUCUUCAGAAUCUCGACGCGGAUGAGUUGCUUCGUAAUGCAAGCCUGUCAUCGCAUGAUGAAAGUGCGUUUGCUUUGGACCCAGCCGUAACCGGAGAUUCCAGCCAAGACAGUAGUCAGAUCGGGGUGCCGGGAAACAACACAAGUCUCGAUGAUGCGAGUCUGUUCCUGUUCUCAGAGGCUCUUGGUGAUGGGGAGCCGAUGGACCAUCUCCCAGCCAGUGAGACCAACACCCUCGACCUGCGAAGUGCCACGCCUUCGCAGAUGGCCACACCACCCAAGAUCGGCACGCGUUUCUCCUCAAAGUCUCUCCGACUCCUCAAGACAUGGCUAUCGAACAACAUGCACCACCCAUACCCAAGCACAGCCGACAUGGAAUUGCUGGAAAGGCAGACCGGCCUCAGCCGACAGCAAAUCACCAACUGGCUAGCCAACACACGCAGACGGAACAGAUUCAAGGUACCGCCCAAACGACCACCCUCACCAGCCAUCACGUCGGCAUCAUCACGCCCAAUCAACAUCAACAGCAACAGUCUGUCGCAGGGGUUUGGCGAAAUGAACCCCAUGCAACGAUGGCAGGUAUCGCCACCCGAACACGAGCCUGCUUCAGCAUCUGCUAUUGCCCACGCCGUACACGGUCUCCCUCCGGGGUCCGAACUUCCUGCCGACCGAUCCUUAACGGAUAGUGCUCCCACAAGAUCACUCUACAACGCCUCAUCAGCAAGCAGUGCAGGGACGUCUCACUCCAGCCGAAGCUCCAUGAACUCGGCAUACUCUCACAACUCCCGCUCAUCGCUGCGAUCUGCUGAUCCCCUCGGGAAGACUGCGAUGAAGCGCAGGAGACGACGUGGGGUCGCGUCACGGCCUGAGAGGAAAAACCAAGCAACGCUCUGGCAAACUCCAAACAUGUACCAGUGUACGUUUUGUACGGAGACUUUCAAAACCAAGCACAACUGGCAACGCCACGAGAAAUCACUCCAUUUGUCGUUGGAGAGAUGGGAGUGCACGCCAACGGGGCCGACGGUUGCCGACGCAAGCGGGCAGUUAGUAUGCGUCUUCUGCGGAGAUGCAAACCCGGACAAGGACCACCUGGAGCAGCACAACUACUCGGCGUGUAAAGAACGAAUGCCCGAAGAUCGAACGUUUUACCGAAAGGACCAUCUGCAGCAGCAUCUCAAGUUAGUCCACGACGCGAAGUUUCUGAGGUGGCCGAUGGGAGAAUGGAAACAUGAGAACGAGAUGAUCAGAUCACGCUGUGGGUUCUGUGCCUUGGUCAUGGGUUCGUGGUCUGACAGGAUCGACCAUAUUGCCGAGCACUUCAAAGACGGCAAGACGAUGGAGGAGUGGCAUGGUGAUUGGGGCUUUGACGACCACGUACUGACAAUGGUCGAGAACUCCAUGGCACCAUACAUGAUACACAUGGAGCGGUACUCGCCGUGGCCCUUUACAACAAAGCAAGGUGUUCCAGAAACACCACCGAACGCAUAUGAGCUGAUCAAGGUUGAGGUGGAUCAUUUUGCCUCGGAUUAUCAAAGCUUGAAUGACCGUAUGCCGACGAAUGCAGAACUGCUGUACGAGAGUUGCUGCAUCAUCUUCGGCACAGAACCCGUAUCGCUCUCUAAGCGUCCCGCGACUCCAGCGAGCUCUUGGUUGCGAGACCUCCUGAUGUCGUCCGACGUCAUCGUGAAGCAAGCCCGUGUACGGCCGUUGAAGACGGCGAGAAAGUCUCGAAUCACAUAUCUAUGCAUCAAUGGCAAAGCCGACAUCUUCGAUCAAUGCACCCUAGAAGAGCAGCUGCAGAGCUAUGUCGACAUAUCAAAGCUCAUCGAGCCGGAGAUUUCUGAUGCGGACCUCCAGCGCGAGGCGUGCAGCAUUGUCGAACGACUCGAAGCGACGUCGAUGAAGCCAUCUGAGACAUUUACCAGCUUUCUCCACGGUCUCAUAAACGAAUCAACGCAUUGGCUUACGGCGUUUCGCCAGCGAGCAGAACUCCCACCCUCUCAAUCCGCCGAGGCCCCGACCCUGGACAUCAGCAACCAGGACUUUCUGAGAACUUCCAUCACGGAUCCAGCCGGCAACUCAUAUCCCACUGGGAUGGAAAGCUCUUCUCUUGUGAAUUCCCCCAGUGGUGGUUCGAAUAAUCCGACCGACAUCGGUCCGGGCAAUCUCGGAGCAAACGGCGUUGGGUCUGGUCUCGACCCGGAGAUGCCAGGAUCAUCAACCCGGACCACAUUUUUUGUCAACGAGGAAAAUUGUUACAGACGCCUUGCCCUGAGCUUGAAGAGGUUUGUGAAAAUCACGACAUCGUCGCGCAAUCCUAACAGGCACAUCCCCUCGGAUGCCGAGCUUCAACACCAAGCAAGAUGGAUUUCCUUUGAAGAUGACGACCCAUGGAAUACCACCCCCGCCGACUCGCCUCAGUGGCUCCGAGAAUUUAAGCGGGAGAUGGGAAUCUUGGAGGAAGACGCGAUCCAGACAUCAGGUUGA
Molecule: messenger RNA, 2637 nt
Organism: Colletotrichum karsti
Lineage: Eukaryota; Fungi; Ascomycota; Sordariomycetes; Glomerellales; Glomerellaceae
Product: homeobox and c2h2 transcription factor
Exons: 3
Coding region: 1-2637 (878 amino acids)
Biological process (GO): regulation of DNA-templated transcription
Molecular function (GO): DNA binding
Source: RefSeq, a predicted model, not a curated record